UUCAUAUCAACGAUGAGGUAAAUCAUCCAUUCAUCCAUCCAUCCAUCCAUUUGUAUACUCAUUUAUAUUUUAUAGCAAAGUCAGCGCUUCUACCGUCAGAGACCUUGUUAACCAAAUCCAAGCUGCUUCCGCUGAAAAGCCCCGUAAGUUCACUGAAACCAUUGAACUCCAAAUUGGUUUGAAGAACUACGAUCCUCAACGUGAUAAGCGUUUCUCUGGUACCAUCAAGCUUCCCAACAUUGCUCGUCCCCGUAUGACCGUCUGUGUCCUCGGUGAUGCUUUCCACUGUGAUCAAGCUAAGGGUGCCGGUAUGGAAUUCCAAUCUGUUGACGAUCUUAAGAAGCUCAACAAGAACAAGAAGCUCAUCAAGAAGCUCGCCAAGAAGUACGAUGCUUUCCUUGCUUCCGAAGCUUUGAUCAAGCAAAUUCCUCGUCUCUUGGGUCCCGGUCUCCACAAGGUCGGUAAGUUCCCUACCCCUGUCUCUCACAGUGACUCUUUGACUGACAAGGCCAACGAAAUCCGUUCCACCAUCAAGUUCCAAUUGAAGAAGGUUCUCUGUCUUGGUGUUGCUGUCGGUCACCUCGAAAUGACUGAAGACCAAUUGGUUGCCAACAUCAUGUUGUCUGUCAACUUCCUUGUCUCCUUGUUGAAGAAGCACUGGCAAAACGUCAAGUCUUUGUACUUGAAGUCCACCAUGGGUAAGCCCCACCGUCUCUACUAAGUUAUUUUUUUUUUUCGGGUACAAUUAUUGUUUGCAAAUCUUGUUGCUAUCGAUCAGUAAGCCUUCUCUGACGGUGAACCAAGGUUUUAACUUGUUAAAAUCAUUUGGGAGCUAUCAAUAAUUUUUGUUUAUUGUGAUUGUGCAUUUAUAAAUAAAGAGAAAAAUUACUAGAGAAAA
This is a messenger RNA of Gilbertella persicaria, 898 nucleotides long. Its product is annotated as 60S ribosomal protein L10a-2. NCBI's taxonomy places the organism in Eukaryota, Fungi, Mucoromycota, Mucoromycetes, Mucorales, Choanephoraceae. Bases 254 to 721 code for a protein of 155 amino acids. The transcript has a single exon. The record is from RefSeq and is a predicted model, not a curated record.